Folsomia candida is the source of this 2018-nucleotide messenger RNA. RefSeq lists its product as uncharacterized. The coding region runs from base 667 to 1635 and encodes 322 amino acids. The record is from RefSeq and is a predicted model, not a curated record. NCBI's taxonomy places the organism in Eukaryota, Metazoa, Arthropoda, Collembola, Entomobryomorpha, Isotomidae. The transcript has 3 exons.
UGAGGAACCAACUGAUUAGAUAAAACAUGUCCUACUAUGUACAUAAUCACACUAGUCAUAGUCACAAGGUGGUUGUGAUUCAGAUCCAAGUUACAUAUUCUGUUGGUGAAACUACACAGUAAAUUUUUGAAAAUAAAUUCGUACCAUAUCAAUAAUUUUGUAUCGGCUCUGCGCCACAUGUUAUCACAGUUGAACUAUUUAUAAUGUUGUAGGGUCGAAAGCCUACACAACGCGGAUUCCAUCGCGUCGACUUAAUUAAUUUAAUUAACCAGUCUAGACAAGGUCAGAGACUGGUCUUGGCCGUGAAGGCCAACUAACUUAAUGCGGGUGAAAUACCCGCAGCCCACUAUUUAAAGAGCGUCCGAGCUCUCACUCCGAUCACAAUGUUCUUGACCCCCACGAGUCCUCUUCUAUGCACAUGUAAUUGGUAAUGUGUGCAAAUUUUUGCCAAUCGGAGACAUCAAAGUAUGCCGCUUAGUCUCCCAAUCCUGGAAUUAUGGAUCCACCCCAGUCUUAAGAGCGAGGACAUUUAUCAAUAUUUUAAGAUAUUCCAAAGACGGUGAAGGGUUAGCGGGUGUUGAUACCAUUGUUGAAAUACUGAAUUUCAAGCCGGUGAAAAUCAAAGUGUUCUUGCCGUUCAAUUGAAGAAAGGCUAAACUGGAACCUAUGGAUAUUUCCAGGCUUCCCAGAGUCAGUUAUCUCAAAUCAAUUGAUGUGAAGGACUGUGACGGACAUCAAAUCCAAUUCCUAAACAAAUUAUGUGAACUCCUAAUUCUAGCUUCAUCCACCACUUUGGAAACACUAAAUAUUUCUUGGAACAAAAAACAAAAUUUCAAUUUCAUUCAAGGCGCCAUAUUCCCGAAAUUGACGCAAUUAUGGACCCAUACUACGUAUAGGAAUCGAAUUUUUACAAUUGAGAAUUUUGGCCAAGCCAUUACUGAAUCAGUUCCAAACUUAAGAUUUCUUUCAACUAGAUGCGAUCAAUUAGUUUCGGUUUCAGGAAUGCUAUCAAGGUUUCCAUUAUCACUAAGUCGACUACAUCUGUAUGGAGGGCUGAGCAUAGAAUUUCUAGAAUGUCUGCUUGAGAUUCCCAGCAACCUUAACGAUAUUUAUCUUGAUGGUCCCUUGGAAUAUGCUAAACGAGUUGAAGAAUUGUCAAAAUUUCUUUAUAAAUUUUUGAAAAAAUAUUCCACCACGUUGGAAAAAAUUACUAUCAAUGCUUUUAAUGAAGGGAUAGAACUGGAGUGGAGAUUUCCAGUUUUUCCGGUCUUAAAAAGUUUCAAAAUAUUUGGAGGUAUGAACUUAACGAAAUCAUUCUUCGAAACCAGCCUCGGAUCCAGAUAUUUUGGAGGGAUUGAUUACAAUGUAAAUUUCCCGGUUUUGGAAAUCUUGCUUAUUUCGACCUCUUGGCACGAGUUGCCCUACGUGGCUGCAUUUCUUCCGCCGCCUGAAGAUAACUGCCAAGAAUAUCUAGUACGGGAUGUACAUUUCACACUAACAGGACCUGGUUGGACACCUGGGAAAAAGUUGGUUCAGACGGAGCUGUGUAAACGAUUGUUGAAGAUAUUCCCUAAAGCGAGAGAUUCGUUGAUGGGCGACUUAGUGAAAUUUUCCGAACGGUGUGCCCAAGAUUAGAAUAUCGGAAGACUAUAGAUAUAAAUUUUAUAAAUUAUCGCUAUUUACAUAAUUGCAAUCAGAUAUAAUUGUAAACUCUAAUUGGAGUCUCCCUCCGGUUCGGAUUGGCGAAAUGGUAUAGGAGAAACCUCGGGUUCGCAUUUGUACGUGUUCGGAUGAUUAGAAUUUCUCCAAAUGUGUUUUUUUCUAAUCGAAAUUUUAAUUUUUGAGAAUACCAAGUAUUAAAUUAUUACGUGUAAUUUUAUGAUAUUUAAUGCGUAUAAGAAAUAGCAACGUCCACAUAUGUAUUCAUUAAAGUAAUUUAUUCGUAUAAUUUAUGUACCUGGUGGUUCAGGUUGAAGUGUUAGUAAAAUAAAUGGAUACAGGUCAACGGAUUUCACAAA